CCUCCACCUUUUCAACAGCCUUUUGACAUGCGUCGAUGAUUACUGAUUGAGUUGCUGCCGAAAAAAAUAUACGGGCAUGUGCUGGAAAUCACGCGAUUUCGUUCCGUUUCCGAAAUUGCAAAUCGCAUGAAUUAGUUUGGGGUGUGCUGAAUUCCACGCGAUUUCAGUGAAGUUCGAAGUUAAGUUCGAAACAGCUGAUUGUCAGAGAAAAGAAAAAAAUUGUUUAAUUUUGAGUUGAAGAUUUGUGUUAAAACGAGCGUUUUCAUUCUUUCUGCUUAUUUAUUGAAUCAAAUGAACUGGAAAAGUGAUAAAAAGGUUGCGCGACGACUUUUAAGAGACCACUCCAAUCCUUUGGAUAUUUCAGAGCCUGUGUAAGUGCAUGCGCAAGGCGUUCUAUUAAAAAUUAAAACACAACAUCUUCUUGCAGUUUUAUGUCGUACUACAGGAUAAACAAAGAGGCCUUUCGGAAUGUAGUUAACGAUAUUAAGCCUUUAAUACAUCUGUCGUCCAUACCUGUUGAGUUGAAAUUAGCAACCACGUUGAGAUUUCUUGCGGAAGGAGGAUUCCAACGGUCUAUUGGAAAGGAUUCACAUAUUGCAUGUGAUAGGACGACGGUGUCAAAAAUUUUAAAAGAGAUGUUAAACGUUUUAGAGCGAACACAAUGUCCAAAGUGGGUAAAGUUUGGAAGGACACAUUAUGAAGUUCGUCAGUCCAAUUUACAUUUUUACAACAAAUUUGCUAUACCUGGCGUUAUUGGCUGCAUCGACGGGACUCACAUCAAAUUACUAAAACCUUGCGACAAUGAGCAUUUAUAUUUAAAUAGGAAAGGUUGUUUUAGCGUCAAUGCUAUGAUAGUAUGUGACUAUAAAAUGAGUAUAACAGCUGUGGAUGCGUGCCACCCCGGAUCAAGUCAUGAUGCUUUUAUUUUGAAUUUAUCCAAUAUAAAACAGUAUCUUUUAUCCAGUUUUCAAAGCGGUGACCACAGCUCCUGGUUACUAGGGGAUUCAGGCUAUGCGUUAGAACCAUAUUUACUCACACCUUAACGCAAUCCGACUUCUGGAACAUCGCAGCAUAAAUUUAAUUUGCAACAUGCAAAAGCUCGUAACAUCGUGGAAAGAGUAAUUGGGGUGCUUAAAAGUCGCUUUAAAUGUUUGCAAACUGUUUUGCCAUACACCCCACAGAAAGUUGUUAAAAUUAUUAACGUAUGCUAUGCUUUUCACAACAUAUGUCGAUUUUAUAAUGUUGAUGAUUCCAUGUAUGCGUUUUCCGAAGAAGUAAUCGAUGAUGACCCCGCUGAAAAU
Molecule: messenger RNA, 1301 nt
Organism: Bactrocera tryoni
Lineage: Eukaryota; Metazoa; Arthropoda; Insecta; Diptera; Tephritidae
Product: putative nuclease HARBI1
Exons: 2
Coding region: 432-1043 (203 amino acids)
Source: RefSeq, a predicted model, not a curated record